Stylophora pistillata is the source of this 2486-nucleotide messenger RNA. RefSeq lists its product as uncharacterized. Lineage: Eukaryota; Metazoa; Cnidaria; Anthozoa; Scleractinia; Pocilloporidae. The record is from RefSeq and is a predicted model, not a curated record.
ACGCUUCUGAGAAAUCGAUCUGCAACGAUCGAUUCAAUGAUUCACGGAACGGUGAUAAACAUUUAUUUCCAAAACACAAAACUCCCUCCCAAAGCGCUUGUGAAUUUUUAAAAGCUACUGGAGAAAAUGGAGAGAGAAUCAAUGAAGGGCUACUUGUUCAACUGUGACGGAACAUGUAAACUAGAACAAGUAGAAGCACUUCUGUUUGAAAUGGAAGAGAAGCACAACAUGAAGGUCGAUGUUGAAAAGUUAUAUUUUGGAUUGAAAAGCAUGUCUGAAAUUUGCGACACAAAGAUUCCUCUGUUAGAGAUGGAUUUUGCCGUUUUCGUGGUCCAUGCAGACGAAUCUCGGCUCUCGAUCAACGAAGAAAACGCUGGAAUUGGUUACGCCAAACUCUAUAAAGCAUUAUUGAAAGCCACGGGAGACAAAGUGUUGAUAGUCAUCGCUGGAGACACGUAUUACAAAGAUGAAACCGAAGAGGAACAGUCUGUUAUCUCACGUUGGGUACGAAGAAAAGUGUCCUCGCAGUUUGAUGACGAGUACCUUGAUGGAAGGAAAAGUUUUAUUAUGUCAUGGAAUCUAAAGCACCGAGCGAUCCACGAGGAGGCUCUUCUACACUUCUUUGAUUCAAACAAGAAAGGACAGCAGUUUCAAUAUCAACCAAAACCAAAGCUUACUCCAGAACCCCAGGUCACGCCGCCAGUAGCCGCCACCCUAGGAAAGGAUGAUAAGGUUCUAAAAGAUGGCGCCUCUGAUGUGCUUGUGGAUAAUGACGAGCUGAGUCUUGAAAAUGAAAACUCAAACACGAAUGAGGGGUCAAAAGAAUAUGGAGACACUGACACAACACCUGCUCCAGUGAACUACCUGAAAGGAAUAGUGUUGCUUAAGACGCGCCUGAGAUAUGGAAAAAUCUCUUUUAAAGAGAACGAUGUUGUGGAACGGCAGCAAGGGUGGCAGCCAUCUGACAUGAUCAUGCAGGACCUGGAAGAAAAAUGGAACCUGGUCCCUGAUGCUCUAGUGCAGUUCACUGCUGAUGGCGAUGGUGGGGUCAGCUGCGUCUUUCAAAUGAAUUGUUGGCAAAGCUUUAAGUAUUAUACGUGGAGUAUCUCUUAUUGCAUGAAAACAUGCAUAUGCGCAGUGGGGAUGUUUGUAUACAGGCUCCUCAGGUCUUGCUACCGUUCGAUCAGAGCUAAAUUUUAGAGAGAAGUAUUUUCAUGUAUGCAAUAAAUGCAGUUGAACAAAACCAGCUUAGUGUUUGAAACAGUUGAUGACCAGGUCUUGCAAAAUGAAAACAUUGUGAAAAUGAACUCGCAGUCCAACAUGCAAGCAGGCAUUUAUAUUGCCAGAUACAUGUAGUAAGUUUACUCAAUAUGAUGUUCUGAAUUGUCAAACUUGCUUACCCUUCAGAACUGGUAGCAUUGAUGACACUGAAAUAUUCUCAGGCGCAAUAGUAGAGAGGUAAAUAAAGCAUCGUAACGUGGCAAACAUUCCAUUUCAAUACCAUGGAAGACUUUGAAGAGUUUGCAAACCCACUAAAGGUCAACUUACUGGACAGAUAAGUAAUAACAAUUGUAAUUGUAACAAAUGGUAAUUCAAAUUUUGAACUUCUGGAUCGAAUACGCGAAUAUGUCUUGUCAUAAGAAUAGUUUAUCGCAACUACCAUUCUUCAAUUUACCAGACCAUGAAUUUUGUAAUUUAAUUGUCUCCUGCAGCCCCAGCCUGUCUGAAAAACUCGCUGAAAACAUUGAUCUUCUGAAUGUGCUCCCUAAUCCUGACAAACACGAUGAAAGGGACUCUGACCUUAUGCUUAAUUCUCCAUGCUCAGAAUAUUGUGAAACUUCUAAAUUAGAUAAGUUACUCAAUUCAUCUUACAGCUUUAGGAAUAGUCUUAGUAUAUUCCACUGUAAUAUUAGAAGCCUAUCAAAAAAUCUGCCUAUCUUAGAAGAUUGGCUAUACUCUUUAGAAAAAAAACCUGACAUAAUGGCCAUUUCAGAAACAAAGCUCAACAGCAGAUCUGUAAUCAACAUUGAUAUACCCCAGUACCAUUUUUUUCAUACUGACUCUGAAACAGCUGCCAGGGGUGCUGCUCUUUACAUUACUAACAAUCUAAAAACCAUACACAGGGCAGAUAUAAAGUUUACCAUGCCUCUAGUUGAGUCCUGCUGGAUAGAAAUUAUUACCAAUAACAAACCAAAUAUCAUUAUAGGAUGCAUAUAUAGACAUCCUUCAGCUAAUGUACCAGAUUUUACACAUGAACUAAAAAAUAUAAUUGAAAGCUUAAGUAAUAGGAAAUAACAUGUCUAUAUAACAGGAGAUGUAAACAUAAAUUUCCUUAAGUCCGCUUAUAUGUAGGUCUUUGUUGCUGCUGCUGCUGCUAUUGUUGCUGAUGAUGCGUUGUUCUUUUCCAGUCUCCUUUGUCUCUGUCUCUGCUUUUGUCCAUUGUUGUUGCUGUUGUUUGUUUGUCUGAAUGUGUGUCUGUUAUUGUU